This is a messenger RNA of Microthlaspi erraticum, 414 nucleotides long. NCBI's taxonomy places the organism in Eukaryota, Viridiplantae, Streptophyta, Magnoliopsida, Brassicales, Brassicaceae. The record is from the annotation of a GenBank genome assembly.
AUGUCAACAAAGUGCACUUACCUUUUCGGUCAAAGGUCUAUAAGUAACUCCAGAGUUAAGCGUGCUUGGUCUGGAGUAGUUGAAAGAUGGGUGACCUCUCGGGAAGUGGUUUCCGAAACCGUGGGUGAGGCCCACGGGCCGAUAUGGACAUGCGAGCCCAGAGAAAGGGCGUGGGUGACUCACCGGGAAAGGCGGUCGGGGCGUUAUACUAGCGAGGAUGAUGCAGCUGUUCUCUACGCUUUCAUAUUACCGCUCGUUGAGCUCACUUACAAGGAAGCUCGACAAGAAAUCACUUUCCCACUUGUGCUCAAGAUGCAGAUGGUCAUGUGUCGCUGCUUCUUACUUAUGUCUUGUUAUGAUGCUUGUAUAUCGCGAUUUCAAGGUAAAAAUAUACGAAACCGUUCAGAUCUUUGA